This is a messenger RNA of Malus domestica (apple), 1089 nucleotides long. NCBI's taxonomy places the organism in Eukaryota, Viridiplantae, Streptophyta, Magnoliopsida, Rosales, Rosaceae. The record is from RefSeq and is a predicted model, not a curated record.
AUGGACUACUUACAGAAUUCAUUGGAAAUAGAGAUUGGUGGAUGCCCAGGUCUGUUACCAUUAAUAGAGAGAGUAGAGAAGAAGUUCUUGUCCACACUUGAAAUUUCUAAUUUUGAUGCAAUACAGUGCCUGCCCAAAAUGAAAUAUCUUCGAAGUUUGAGGUUCGAGGAUUGCCCAACCGUGUCGUCAUUAGAGUUCUUAUCUCAUGAGAUGAUGGCCGAAUUGUCGUCACUUGAGUAUUUGGCGAUUAUCACGAGUUUUGAUUCAGUGAGGUCCUUCCCGUUGGGCGUUUUCCCCAAACUUUCAACUCUUGAAAUCCAUGGCUGUGAGAAUCUGGAAUCCUUUUCUAUUGAAGGAGUUGAUCAGAACCUAAGCCAUCUCAAUCGGCUAGAAAUCCACAACUGUCCAAAUCUGGCGUCUUUCCCGGACGGAGGAUUGCCCACUCCCAACUUGAGAGAAUUGUCAGUCCAUCGAUGCAAGAAUUUGAAGUCGUUCCCCGAACAAAUUCGCACCCUCACCGCCCUUGAACGAUUGAUUAUAUGGGGUCUUCCAAAUCUUGUAUCAUUUGCCCAAGGGGGUUUGCCUCCCAACCUGCAAUAUUUUGAUGUUAGAGAUUGCGACAAAGUGAAGCCUUCAGUGGAGUGGGGAUUACAAGGACUUGUCUCCCUUAAAGAAUUUACAAUUGCUGGAGAGAUCUGGGCACCGUUGCUCAAGGAACAGCUCCUGCUCCCUACUACUCUUCACCGGCUAAGUAUUUUAGAUUGCCCAAGUCUGGAAUUCCUGCCACGAGAGGGACUUCAACACCUCACUUCUCUUCAAUAUCUAAAUAUUUAUCGUUGCCCAAGUCUGGAAUUCCUUCCAGCAGAGGGACUUCUACACCUCACUUCUCUUCAAUAUCUAACUAUUGAAGAUUGUCCAAAACUCCAAUUCCUGCCAGAAAACGGUUUGCCGCCAUCUCUUUCUUCCCUGAAGAUCUACUCUUGUUCCGCCCUGGAGAAAAGGUAUGAGGAUAAGAUGGGAGAAGAUUGGGCCAAGAUAUCUCACAUUCCUUUAAUAAAGAUAGGCAAACAAGUCAUCAUAUCUGUAUGA